UUUUUUUGAGUUUUGAGGUGGCACUUUGAGACCCCACUUGAGAAAAGUUUGGUAUUAUUGAAAAGGAAUAUAUAAUUAUUGUUUUUGGUUUUGAUGUAAUUUCAAGAAUGGAAGUGUGUGCUCCCUCUAUUGAAAGCACAAAGAUUUGUUCUUUCACUUUCCAGUUCCUAAAGAAUUUCUUCCAACAAGAGGCUAAUGAUUUGUAGUUCAAGCGAGUGAUUCGAGGAGAAACCUGUGAUUAUCGAGACAUAAAUAGGGAAUAGAUAUAAUGUCUGCUUACUAUUCAAAUUUGUCCAAUCAAAGAGAGGGCUUGUCAAUGUCUUUUUUGCCAGACCAGAAAUUUGCUUCUUAUCAGUCAACUGGUCUUUCUGAUAGUCCGGUUCAUCUAAACCAGCAUUCUGCAUCAGUCUCAUAUUCGGAGUUGCCUGGUCAAAACUAUGGUGAAGUUCAAACAAUGAAAGACAAAGAUGAGAUGUUAUUCAUUCCACCAACCAGUGAAUCAGGAGGUAUGCAACCAAUUGGUAGGGUGGUGAAUGCUGUACCAAACUUUUUGGAGAACUCAGUUAUGAUGGAUCCUCAUUCUUUUCCAAUGAAACAGCUUCUUGUGCCUAACGGUGAACAAAGCCUUCAAAAUCAAGGAUUAUCUCUUAGUUUGGGUACACAAGUUCCUCCUUCGCUUCAUGUGUAUUCAUAUCAAGAUGACUAUACGAAUUCUAGUCUAUCUUCUCUAGUGGGUACCCAUGUUUUGCACUCGGAGCAGGGAUCGGAAAACAAGGAAUCUAAAGUUGCUGAGUAUUUGUCAUUUGAUCUAGCUGGAGGAACUAGAGCUGCAAAUAAUCCCCAAAGCUCCAUGACCCUUAGAGAAUUAAACUCUGGUGUACAUUCGCAUGUAGGAUCAGGAGCUGCAGCAGCCAUUUACAAUUCCAAAUAUCUAAAGGCUGUUCAAGAUUUGCUUGAUGAAGUAGUUAAUGUUCAAGAAGCUCUAAAACAAUCAGAUAAACUACGUAACUUCAAUUUGCUCGGCCAUGAUCGCUCAAAAGAAGCUGAUUUUAAAUCUAGUAGUUCAGCUACUGGUAUAUCUGGUGAUCAUAAUAAUUCAACUAAAGGUGAACUUUCAGCUACAGAACGACACGAUCUUGAGAGCAAGAUGACAAAGCUCUUUUCGAUGUUAGAUGAGGUGGAUAGGAGAUACAAAGAAUAUUACCAGCAGAUGCAAGUAGUGGUAUCUUCGUUUGAGAUGGUUGCUGGACUUGGUGCAGCUAAACCAUACACAUCACUUGCCCUUAAAACCAUAUCUCGCCAGUUUCGCUGCUUGAGGGACGCAAUCAAGAAGCAGAUACAAGUUACACGUCGAAGCUUGGGGGAGCAGGGUGAUAGUCAAGGGGAAAGGUUAUAUCGUCUCCGUUAUGUGGACCAGCAAUUGAGGCAGCAAAGGUCCCUUCAGCAAUUUGGAAUGAUGCGCCAGCCUUGGAGGCCACAGAGGGGCCUUCCAGAGACUGCUGUUUCAGUCCUUCGUGCUUGGCUUUUUGAACAUUUCCUCCAUCCCUACCCAAAAGAUUCCGAGAAAAUCAUGCUGGCGAGGCAAACAGGUUUAACGAGAAGUCAGGUGGCAAACUGGUUCAUAAAUGCUCGAGUGCGUCUUUGGAAGCCCAUGAUUGAAGACAUGUACAAGGAAGAGUUUGGUGUGGCAGAAGCAGGAUCCGGAGCUUCACCAGAACGAGUACCACUAGACUCCAAAGAGAAAUCAAUAGCUGAAAACACAGGAGAAGAGAUUCCAGAAAGCUUUACUACUCCAGCUGCUAACUGCAGUCAUCUCGAUCCAUCUGACGAGUCAAGUAAUAUUGUUACUAAUGUACACAACAAUUCAUUUACAGCCAAAUUUAGCUUCCAAGACGGUGUUUAUGAACAUGAGAGGAUUGAUUGUGGAUCAAGUAAGUUGCAGAGCGAACAAAUUCCUAUUGCUCAUGGCUUUGGUCCUAAACCGACUAGUGACGGAAGCAUCAUUGGUGCUGUCAACACAUACCAUCCUUCCAUGUUAGGUGACAUAAUGGGCAAUCAAGUAUCACUCGCUCUGCGUCUGCAAAACAGUCAAAUGGACCAGCAGCCAAUGUCUGGUAGGCCACAGUUAAGACAGGACGAUAAGACGGAUUCUACUCAUGUGGACAUUAGUAAAGGUGAGUACUACUAUAUCGAUCCAGUAAACCAGCAAGAAAGGUUCUCAGGUCCUCAUCUUCUAUCCGAUUUUGUAGUGUAAAAAAAUGAUAUCUUGCAUAUAUUGGUUAUAAGACUUUUUUCCACUUAUUGUAUCAACGAGAAGUGGGUUACCAAUUAUGUAAAUAUACUAUUGGAUAAUCCAUCUGUAUAAUAGUGAGGACAUUGUGAAUGUUAGUCUAGAGAUAGAAUCCUCAAUUGAUACACAUAUUGUAAUUUUGUAUUUGAAUAUGAGAAUAAAGCUUGCAGAGAAUAUGAAAUUGUAAGUUUCUGUUCCACCA
Molecule: messenger RNA, 2492 nt
Organism: Solanum verrucosum
Lineage: Eukaryota; Viridiplantae; Streptophyta; Magnoliopsida; Solanales; Solanaceae
Product: BEL1-like homeodomain protein 3
Exons: 6
Coding region: 269-2254 (661 amino acids)
Biological process (GO): regulation of transcription by RNA polymerase II
Molecular function (GO): RNA polymerase II cis-regulatory region sequence-specific DNA binding; DNA-binding transcription factor activity, RNA polymerase II-specific
Source: RefSeq, a predicted model, not a curated record